AUGGUUUCACAGUAAUCUAUUAAGGAUUUGGCAUCUACGAAAUUUAAAUGUCUAGUUUUUAAGAACACAUUGAGCAAAACUAGGGGUAUAAUUCAACAAAUGCCAUUAUGUAUUAAAUUAUAUAUCAAUUAAUCAUAGAUAAUGUUAAAAAAAAUGUAAGAAAAAUUUUGUAUCAAAGUCCAAGAUCUCUUGCUCCUUUAGUUAAAGUUUCACUUUGGAACAAAAAUAUAAGAUUCUCCAUUUAAUUUAUAAUACAUAAUAUACUCGAUUGAUUGGAUAAAAUCCAGUAUUGAAUCAGAUGAAACAUUGAAACCUUUGAUUACAAUAUCAGAUUAUACUCAUAGCGCAAAUUAAUCAAAGAGUCAAAUAUUUUGCAAUAAGCAAGUUUCAAUUAAUGUCAUUGCAACUUACUAAGUCAUAAUAAAUAAAGAUGUGAAAAGGCAUUAUAAUGAUGGAAUAGUUAAUUAAAUGAAGAAACAAAUAUUCAAUUCAUUUUUUAAAUCUAGAUAUUUCUAGCAGAUAUAAGCAUCAGUGAUAAUAAAUUAAUGUUUGGUGACUAUGAACCUGCCAAAGUAACGCCUUAUCCCUAAUAUUAAGAUUUUUCAUAAUUACAAAAAAAUAAAUCUUAUGAAUCUCUGGCCUUCAUCAGACCAACAUUAUAAAUGUACUUUUAAUCAAUUUCAAAUAAAAAUAAUGACUAGAAUGUCAUAACACAUAGCAUCUCAGGUUUCCUGA
Molecule: messenger RNA, 735 nt
Organism: Paramecium tetraurelia
Lineage: Eukaryota; Ciliophora; Oligohymenophorea; Peniculida; Parameciidae
Exons: 1
Source: RefSeq, a predicted model, not a curated record